AUGAGGGGCGAGGUAUGCCACAUCCAUAUCGGCCAGGCUGGGGUUCAGCUUGGGAACAGCGCCUGGGAACUCUACCUCCUGGAACACGGGCUCAAGCCCGACGGACGCCCCGAUACUGCCAGUGAGAACGCUGGAGAGGGCGGCUCUUUCCAGACCUUCUUCAACGAGACGAGCAACGGAAAAUACGUGCCUCGCUCUAUCUUCGUGGAUCUUGACCCUUCGCCAAUCGAUGAGAUCCGUACUGGAGCGUACCGUCAGCUCUUCCACCCCGAACUUCUGAUCAGUGGCAAAGAGGACGCUUCAAACAACUAUGCUCGAGGCCACUAUACCGUUGGCAAGGAGCUUGUGGACAGCGUCAUCGAUCGUGUUCGACGCGUUGCUGAUAAUUGCUCGUCCCUGCAAGGCUUCUUGAUCUUCCACUCAUUCGGCGGCGGCACGGGUUCCGGGUUCGGCGCCCUUCUCCUUGAAAGGCUCGCUACCGACUACGGCAAGAAGUCGAAGCUGGAAUUCGCUGUGUACCCCGCACCACGCGUGUCGACUUCGGUGGUGGAGCCUUACAAUGCCGUCCUGUCCACCCACAGCACCAUUGAGAGCUCGGAUUGUACCUUUCUGGUCGACAAUGAAGCCGUGUACGAUAUCUGUCGGCGGAACCUCGACAUCCCUCGGCCAAACUUCGAGCACCUCAAUCGUCUCAUCGCUCAAGUCGUCAGCUCGAUCACCUCGAGCUUGCGCUUUAAUGGCGCGCUCAACGUUGAUCUGAACGAGUUUCAGACGAACCUCGUUCCAUAUCCAAGGAUUCACUUUCCUCUGAUCUCGUACGCGCCAGUUAUAUCUGCGAAGAAGAGCUCUCACGAGAGCUUUAAGGUCCAAGACCUGACGUUCCAAUGUUUCGAGCCGCAGAACCAAAUGGUCGUUUGUGACCCUCAGAAGGGCAAAUACAUGGCCGUGGCCUUGCUGUAUCGAGGCGAUGUUAUUCCGCGAGACUGCAACGCCGCGAUUGCCGCACUGAAAGCCAAGUCGUCAUUCAACCUGGUCGAGUGGUGUCCAACAGGCUUUAAGGUUGGCAUCAAUCUAGAAAAGCCAAAACACGUCCCCGGCAGCGAGUUGGCAACCGCAGACAGGAGUGUCUCGAUGCUGAGCAACACAACGGCCAUUGCAGAGGCCUGGAGCCGGCUUGACCAUAAGUUUGACCUAAUGUACUCGAAGCGUGCGUUCGUCCACUGGUAUGUGGGUGAAGGUAUGGAGGAAGGAGAGUUCUCCGAGGCACGCGAGGACUUGGCCGCGCUGGAGAAGGACUAUGAGGAGGUCGCCAGUGAUAGCUUGGAGGAGGGUGCGGAUGAUGGUGAGUAUUAG
Molecule: messenger RNA, 1353 nt
Organism: Coniosporium apollinis CBS 100218
Lineage: Eukaryota; Fungi; Ascomycota; Dothideomycetes
Product: tubulin alpha-2 chain
Exons: 9
Coding region: 1-1353 (450 amino acids)
Biological process (GO): microtubule cytoskeleton organization; mitotic cell cycle
Cellular component (GO): cytoplasm; microtubule
Molecular function (GO): structural constituent of cytoskeleton; GTP binding
Source: RefSeq, a predicted model, not a curated record